AUGUUGCGACAUGCAGCAGCUCGGAUCGCGGUCGGUCAGAUGCGAUCGACGAGUGACGUGGAGGCGAACAUGGCAGAGAGCAAGAGGCUGUGCCAACUUGCUCGCUUGCAGGGCGCCUCCUUCUUGUCGCUCCCUGAGUGCUUCGAGUUCAUGGGAACCCCAGGCACGGGCGACGCGUUGAAGAUGGCAGAGCCUUUGACGGGAGAAAUCGUCUCUCGGUACAGAAAGCUGGCGCGAGACGAGGGUUUGUGGCUGAGCUUAGGAGGCUUCCACGAACGCAAGACAAAAGACGAUCCAAAGAUAUACAACACUCACAUCGUUGUAGACGAUGCUGGGCAGAUCGCAGCCACAUACCGGAAGCUGCACUUGUUCGAUGUGGAUUAUGAUGGAGGGUUCCAGGAGAGCAGAUCAACGCAUAAAGGAGAGGAAAUCGUUGUGCUUAAAGACACUCCGUUUGGCAACAUCGGGAUCACAACAUGCUACGAUCUCAGGUUUCCUGAGCUCUUCGUCGCACUCAGAGAUGCAGGAGCACAUCUCAUCCUGAUCCCCAGCGCCUUCAUGCCGACCACGGGCGAGGCGCACUGGGAGGCAGGAGGAAGCCUGAGAGGGGAGGAGUGUGAUAGAUGCCGGCAGGUGCUGCUGCGAGCAAGAGCGAUCGAGACCCAGUGCUAUGUCGCAGCCGCAGCACAGUUCGGAAGACACAAUGAGAAGCGGUCGAGCUACGGCCAUGCGCUCAUCGUCGACCCGUGGGGGAAGGUGCUUCAAGACGCAGGUUCCGAAUCUGCUGGCGUUGUCGUUGCCGACUUGGACUUCUCCCUCCUUGAACAGGUUCGUGCUCGCAUGCCGAUGUCAGCUCAUCGAAGGUAA
Molecule: messenger RNA, 867 nt
Organism: Guillardia theta CCMP2712
Lineage: Eukaryota; Cryptophyceae; Pyrenomonadales; Geminigeraceae
Exons: 8
Coding region: 1-867 (288 amino acids)
Molecular function (GO): hydrolase activity, acting on carbon-nitrogen (but not peptide) bonds, in linear amides
Source: RefSeq, a predicted model, not a curated record